Acipenser ruthenus (sterlet) is the source of this 2146-nucleotide messenger RNA. Its product is annotated as reticulon-4 receptor-like 2. Lineage: Eukaryota; Metazoa; Chordata; Actinopteri; Acipenseriformes; Acipenseridae. The annotation marks the transcript as partial. The record is from RefSeq and is a predicted model, not a curated record. Gene Ontology annotation, cellular component: plasma membrane. Gene Ontology annotation, molecular function: protein binding. The transcript has 3 exons.
UCGGUGUCUGUCUGGCUGUUGCUCUGGCUGGCAGUCUGCUCCCCUAGCCCUGCCUAUUCCUGCCCCAGGCUGUGUGUCUGUUACCCCUCCCCGAUGAUGGUCAGCUGCCAGUCUCAGAACUUCUCGGCGGUGCCGGCCGGCAUUCCCUAUGACAGCCAGAGAGUAUUCCUCCAAAACAACCGCAUCACAGAGCUGCAGGCAGAGUCCUUCGGCUUCCAGACACAGGUCCUGUGGCUCUACUCCAACAACAUCAGCUCCAUCAAACCCGAUUCCUUCAGCGACAUGCGAGAUCUGGAGGAGCUGGACCUGGGGGAUAACCCCUCCCUGCGCACCCUCCAUCCUGACUCCUUCCGGGGGCUGGACAAGCUGCAGAGCCUGCACAUAUACCGCUGCCAGCUGGGGACCCUGCCCGGAAACAUCUUCAAAAAACUCUACAGCCUGCAGUUCCUUUACCUGCAGGACAACCUGCUGCAACACAUCCAGGACAAUCUCUUCUCAGACCUGGUGAAUCUCACUCACCUCUUCCUCCACGGCAACCGAAUCCGAGUCCUGUCCGAAAAUGUCUUCAGAGGGCUGGUCAACCUGGACAGGCUCCUCCUCCACGAGAACCGAGUGCGACAGGUCAACCGCAAAGCCUUCAGGGACCUGGGUCACCUCACCACCCUCUUCCUCUUCAACAACGCCCUAACAGACCUCCCUGCUUCGGCCCUCUCCGAUCUCUCGUCUCUGCAGUUCCUCAGACUCAACGGAAACCCCUGGAGCUGCUCCUGCCAGGCCCGCCCCAUCUGGGAAUGGUUCCGUCAGGUCCGGAUCUCCAGCUCCAAGCUCCUCUGCGCCGGUCCCGAGGAGAGGAAAGGUCUAGAUUUGAGGUUCUUGAGAGAAAUCGAUUUCGCUCCCUGCCCCAUGAUGCCUUACUAUCCGAGAGCCCGCGUCACUUACACCUUCAGCACCAGAACGAGAUGGUGGUUCCCCAAAUCGGGCAAGGCAAGCGGGGGGAAUUCGGACAAAUCUAAAGGCUUGGAUGGAAAGAAAGGGCAACAGCAAGACAACAGUUACAUCAGUCCAGAUAAAAGUCAAACCAAAAGUUACGAAGCUGAGUCCACAUUGACGAAAGUUAAAGAGCAAGACUACUGGGAGAAAUAUGAAAACGAAGACUCCACUAUUCGUUGUUACAAGUUGGAUUGUUUGAAAGAAGCAAACGGGAAAUCCAGAGGCGUUUGUCCAGACGCGUCCCUCUUUCUCCUCUCUCUCUCCCUCACUCUCACCCUCUCCCUCUCUCUCACCCUUCACUUUCUUUUUCCUGAAACCAUGUGAAGAGCAUUUGUGAAUUUCCCCUUAAAGUCUAUAUUGAAAAGAUAUUACAAUUCAAUUACUGCUCUGCAGUGUUGAGUUUCCUAUAGACCAGCUCUGCUCUGAAACUGCUGUGCGAUAAUGAGUCUUAUUGAAACUGCUGUGCGAUAGGGAGUCUUAUUGAAACUGCUGUGUGAUAGGGAGUCUUAUUGAAACUGCUGUGCAAUAGGGAGUCUUAUUAAAACUACUGUGUAAUAGGGAGUCUCAUUGAAAGUGUUGUGUGAUAGGGAGUCUUAUUGAAACUGCUGUGCAAUAGGGAGUCUUACUGAAAUUGCUGUGCAAUAGGGAGUCUCAUUGAAACUGCUGUGCGAUAAUGAGUGUUAUUGAAACUGCUGUGUGACAGGGAGUCUUAUUGAAACUGCUGUGUGACAGGGAGUCUUAUUGAAACUGCUGUGCAAUAGGGAGUCUUAUUGAAACUGCUGUGCAAUAGGGAGUCUCAUUGAAAUUGCUGUGUGACAGGGAGUCUUUUUGAAACUGCUGUGCAAUAGGGAGUCUCAUUGAAAUUGCUGUGAAAUAGGAUGAGUCUUAUUGAAACUGCUGUGUGAUAGGGAGUCUCAUUGAAACUGCUGUGCGAUAGGGAGUCUCAUUGAAAGUGUUUGAGAGAGACUCAGGGAAAGCACUGUUUUAAAAGGAACUAAUCUAAAAAGUUAUAUAAAAAAAUGAAAUGUUGUCUUUCCUAUAUACUCGCUCUGUACAGCGCUGCAGUGUUGAUCUCUCUUUCCUUUUAACCUGCUCUGUACAGCUCUGCAGUGUUGAGUUUCCUAUAGACCUGCUCUGUGCAGCUCUGCAGUGUUGA